Messenger RNA from Microtus ochrogaster (prairie vole), 906 nucleotides. RefSeq names its product speedy protein E4A-like. The transcript is spliced from 7 exons. Lineage: Eukaryota; Metazoa; Chordata; Mammalia; Rodentia; Cricetidae. Gene Ontology annotation, molecular function: protein kinase binding. The record is from RefSeq and is a predicted model, not a curated record. Bases 1 to 906 code for a protein of 301 amino acids. Gene Ontology annotation, biological process: positive regulation of cyclin-dependent protein serine/threonine kinase activity.
AUGAGUCCUCGGAUCGUCCAUGCACCCCAAAGCCGUGCAGCUGCUCCGCUGUCAGCCCGACCAUUGGUUGCGUCCCUCCUGGGCUCCGCACAGGACAGCGUGGAGCCCAGCUUGACGCAGAUCGGUAGGACCUCGGCGAGCGACCGGCCAGGCCCAGCCUCCCUCUCGCGGCCCCCAAACUGCGCCCACGGGCCUCACCGAGCUGACAGUCCCGCCGCCCCUGUCCUCGGCCUCCGCCCCGCGCUCCCGCUGGGCCCUCUGGCUGCAGACCGGAAAACUCCGGCCUCGGCCCUCACAGGAUCUGCGACUUCAAAACCAAGGGCGGAGGCCAACUCCCAGCCUCUGUCCACCAGCCCAAAGAGGAAGAGGAACUUGUCAUCAGAUUCUGAGGAUGACCUGGCAGAGCUGCUGGACCCUGAGCCUGAGCCGGUGUGGUCCGUGGAGACACUGUGUGGGCUCAGGAUGACGCUGAGGAGGAGGCGCGCAUCUAUAGUGAGGCCUGAACACCACAAGGUCUUCACCAGGCUGCUGGAGGAUCCUGUGGUGAAAAAAUUCCUGGCCUGGGACAAGACGCUGAGAGUGUCUGAUAAGUACCUCCUGUCUAUGGUCAUAGCUUAUUUCAGCCGAGCCGGGCUCUUCUCCUGGCAGUAUAGGCCAAUCCACUUCUUCCUGGCUCUGUACCUGGCCAAUGACAUGGAGGAGGACAACCAGGCCCCUAAACAAGAUAUUUUUUACUUCCUCUACGGGAAGAGCUAUGCCCAGCGCCCCAUGUUCCACAAACUGCGGUUCCAGUUCAUUCGGUCCAUGGGCUGGAGGAUCUGGGUGUCCCGGGAGGAGUGUGAAGAGAUCCAGGCAUACAAUCCAGAGCUCUGGGUGUGGGUACGAGAUCGCACCAGUCUAUCUUAG